This is a messenger RNA of Symbiodinium pilosum, 877 nucleotides long. The record is from the annotation of a GenBank genome assembly. NCBI's taxonomy places the organism in Eukaryota, Dinophyceae, Suessiales, Symbiodiniaceae.
GCCAGAGGCUUAUGCGUCGGCAGUGCAGACGCCUAGUACAGCUGCCUCAUUGCCUGGCUUGCCGCUGAUAAAGAAUUGGCGCCUCGGUUCGACAAUAGGACAGGGCUCCUACGGCACAGUGUGCAGAGCCCUGGACAUAGAGAACGGCUUCAUCUUCUGUAUCAAGAAAUCUGUGGUGACGGAAGAUGAUGAGGAGGGCCAGAGGUAUAUCCAGAAGCUUCGCGAAGAGCUUGACAUUUUGCGCUCUUUGCGGCACCCAAAUAUCAUAUGUUGCUACGGCCACGAGUAUGUCGGCAACACCCUGUAUAUAUUCAUGGAAUUUGCGGAUGGCGGGUCCCUCGCAACCAUGCUCAAAGAGUUUGGUGCGCUCGACGGACAACUUCUCCGCAACACCAUCCUGGGAAUGCUUCAAGGCUUGGCCUAUCUUCAUACUCGAAGUCCGGUUGUCGUGCAUAGAGACAUCAAAAGCGCCAACGUGCUUUUGGACUUGGACUUCAACGUGAAGCUAGCAGAUUUCGGCUGCUCUAAGCGUUGCCAGGAGGAUCUCACGAAGACUUUUAGAGCCACGGGCUCUCUCCUCUGGAUGGCACCCGAGGUUGUUUUGGGUACGACAGGCUUCGGCCGCAAGGCCGAUGUAUGGAGCUUUGGGUGCACAGUCCUCGAAGCCAUGACGGCUGAGCCGCCCUGGGGCAAAGGUGCAAUUGAUGGAGCUCCAGCCGCAAUGAGGCCAGAACAGCCUCCUGAGCGUUUCUGUCAGGCUUCUCCUGCCCAUUUUGAGUCACGUGGAGCUCCUAGUAUGGCUCUUCAUGGUCAGAAGUUCGGUGCGGCUGAGCUUCUCGUGCCACCACACUCCCUCUUAGCGGGCGUAGAGUGGUAG